ACUAUCAACAUUUAACACCGUCAAUUUAUCUUUUAUGUUAAAAACACAAAAAUCUACACGAAGAAUGCAAUAUUUUAAAUGCUCAUGAGUACAAAAUCUGAGUAUGAGAAAGAUAAUGGGCGAUGAUGACAUGCAGAAAAAUGGAGAGGCAACUGAAAGGAAAAGGGAAAUAGAAGAGGACGAUGAUGGUGAUGAUUCCAGUGAUGGCGAGACUCAAUCAGAAUGCAUUGUGCGCCACCUUGCAGCUCUCCUGUGGUCUGCCAUGUUUGCAACUGGAAAAGAUCGGCGAAGCCACGAAGGCUCAAUUUUGACUGGGUCUCUUUGACGAAGUAUCUGACAUCAAAAUGACUGAAAUAGCCUUGAACCUUUAAUUUUUUUGACGGCAUUCAGGUUCGACGAUAGUGUUGACGACUUCAUUCCUGCAUAAGUGAAAUCGGUUGUGUCAGGGUAAUUUUUGAAAUUCUGCCAAAAUCAGUUUAUCACUUCAAACGUCUGAACCAGAUAGCUGGCCGAGAGUGAAAUAGUGACGAAGAAGAAGAAAUGGCGGCAAGAAUGAACUGUUCCAUACAAAAUAGUCUCUUCUUAUUGAACCCUUUGAAUUCCAAAGCCACAACCCAUUUCAAGAAUCAUCUUAAAUUUCGUCAAUCCCUGUUUUCUCUCUCAAAACGAACCAUGUUUUGUUCUUGCUCAACCAAUUAUGAUAAGACUAGCACUGAUCCUUUUGUCCUCACAACCCCUCUUUAUUACGUUAAUGCCCCUCCUCACAUGGGCAGUGCUUACACCACUAUUGCUGCUGAUGCUAUUGCUCGAUUUCAGAGGCUCUUGGGAAAGAAAGUUGUUUUUAUCACUGGCACGGAUGAACAUGGGGAAAAGAUAGCCGCUGCUGCUGCAGCCAGUGGUUCAAAUCCUAGUGAACACUGUGAAGUUAUAUCGCAAGCGUACAAGAUGCUCUGGAAGGAUUUAGACAUUGCAUAUGACAAGUUCAUUCGAACAACUGACCCCAAGCAUGAAGAAAUUGUGAAGGAAUUUUAUUCUAGGGUUCUUGCCAAUGGUGACAUUUACAAGGCUGACUAUGAGGGUCUUUACUGUAUUAACUGUGAGGAAUAUAAGGAUGAGAAAGAACUUCUGGAGAACCACUGUUGUCCAAUACAUCUAAAGCCAUGUGUUGCACGGAAGGAAGAUAAUUACUUCUUUGCCUUGUCAAAGUAUCAAAAACCAUUGGAAGAAAUUUUGACACAGAAUCCAGAUUUUGUGCAGCCCUCUUUUCGUCUAAAUGAGGUGCAAGGCUGGAUCAAAAGUGGCCUAAGGGAUUUUUCUAUCUCUCGAGCAUCUGUUGAUUGGGGAAUUCCUGUUCCUAAUGACAAUAGGCAAACCAUAUAUGUUUGGUUUGAUGCUUUGCUGGGUUACAUAUCAGCUCUGUUGGAGAACAAGGAUCAAUCUAAUUUGCAAACUGCAGUCUCUUCAGGUUGGCCUGCUUCACUGCACUUGAUUGGCAAGGAUAUUUUACGAUUUCAUGCUGUUUACUGGCCCGCUAUGUUAAUGUCCGCUGGACUAACUGUUCCUAAGAAGGUGUUUGGCCAUGGAUUUUUGACUAAGGAUGGCAUGAAGAUGGGGAAGUCUCUGGGAAAUACACUUGAACCAAGUGAAUUGGUCCAUAAUUUUGGUCCUGAUGCAGUCAGAUAUUUCUUCCUCAAGCAGGUGGAAUUCGGUAACGAUGGGGAUUAUUCAGAAGACCAAUUUAUCAAUAUUGUCAAUGCACAUCUUGCCAAUACUAUAGGAAAUCUUCUUAACCGUACUCUUGGCCUUCUUCGAAAGAAUUGCCAAUCAACUUUGGUGGUUGAUUCAGCUAUUGCAGCUGAGGGAACUGCAUUCAGGGACAAUGUGGAAAAGCUAAUUGAAAAUGCUAGGGUUCAUUAUGGAAACCUAUCGCUAUCAUCAGCGUGUGAGGCUGUGCUGGAAAUUGGUAAUGCGGGGAAUUCCUACAUGGAUGAACGAGCUCCAUGGUCACUUUUUAAGCAAGGGGAUGCUGCUUUUGAGGCCGCAGCUAAGGAUCUUGUAAUUAUACUGGAAGCAAUGAGAAUAAUAGCAGUUGCAUUAUCUCCAGUUACACCAAACUUAAGUUGGAGAAUAUAUGAACAGCUUGGCUACUCAAAAGAACAGUUUGACAGCGCUAACUGGAGUGAUACUAAGUGGGGUGGACUAAAGGGUGGUCAAGUCAUGGCUCAACCUAAACCGGUCUUUGCAAGAAUUGAACUGAAAGCAGAAACGGCAGAAGGGAGUGAACCAGCAGCCAAACAGGUUGUGAAGAACAAAGGGAAACCAAAGGCUAAAGCAAUAGCAGAAGCUUAAAAAGUGAUAUAUCUCUGUUUUAAAACCACAGUUUAAAUUCAUAGGAAUUUUGUUUUUGGUCAUUGUUUGACAUUUUAGUAAAUUAGUCCUUGAUUUUAGAGUUUUUAUAGCAAGUUUGAAAAAAAUUACUAAUUUUGUGGCCCUCGAGAGACUAUGUAUCCGUUUUACUUAUUAUUUAAAAUUUAGGCCUGAGAUGUAAACUCCUUCAUAUGGUAUUUCAAUGGGCAUCAUUUUUAUUUUUUGCUCUUA
This is a messenger RNA of Mangifera indica (mango), 2598 nucleotides long. RefSeq names its product methionine--tRNA ligase, chloroplastic/mitochondrial. Gene Ontology annotation, biological process: methionyl-tRNA aminoacylation. Gene Ontology annotation, molecular function: methionine-tRNA ligase activity; ATP binding. The record is from RefSeq and is a predicted model, not a curated record. The transcript is spliced from 12 exons. Bases 541 to 2349 code for a protein of 602 amino acids. Gene Ontology annotation, cellular component: chloroplast stroma; mitochondrion. NCBI's taxonomy places the organism in Eukaryota, Viridiplantae, Streptophyta, Magnoliopsida, Sapindales, Anacardiaceae.